GCUGGCAGCUCUGCUCAUACGUGUCAGCGCUGCCGCAAACCGCUGCUCGAACUGUCGUGAGGAGUGUUUACGAAGCGUCCUGAGAUCAUGUAAUUACUUCUUGAAGUGAAAGUAUUGAUCCGCGGUCUGGUGCAACGAUGGAGGUUAUUUUAAUAGCAUCGCUCUGAUCUCCAGUGUGAACAGCUGCUGACGGACUGACGGGUGAAGAUGAGCUGCAGUGUGUUGGUGACCGGAGGAGCGGGAUUCAUCGGAUCUCAUUUGAUCAGUGCUCUGGCCGUGAGAUUCCCACACUGGAGAAUCAUCAACGUUGAUAAUCUGCAGUACUGCUCCAGUCUGAAGAACCUGCGGUCUGUGGAAGGCAGCAGCACCUACACCUUCAUCCCGGGCGAUGUUUGUGAUCCAUUUUUCAUUAAGCAUCUCUUUGCAACGGAGAAGAUUGAUGUAGUGUUUCACUGCGCUGCUGAAACUCAUGUGGAGAACUCGUUCCUGUGUCCGUCACGCUUCAUGCGUGUGAAUGCGGACGGCACCGGCGUGUUGAUCAGAGCGGCGUUUGAGGCGCGAGUGCAGCGGUUCAUCUACGUCAGCACUGAUGAGGUGUACGGAGACAGUCUGGAGCAGCCGUUUGAUGAACUGAGUCCAAAAAGACCCACCAAUCCGUACUCGGCUUCAAAAGCUGCAGCAGAAAACAUUGUGAUGUCGUACUGGAAGAAGCACAAGUUUCCUGUUCUGAUCACGAGGAGCAGUAACGUUUAUGGACCACGGCAGCAUCACGAGAAGGUCAUUCCCAGAUUCCUGUCGCUCAUCCAGCGGGAUCAGAAGUGCACUAUCCAGGGUUCAGGCCUGCAGUCCAGACACUUCCUGUACGUCAGCGACGUCACGGACGCCUUCCUGACGCUGUUGGAGAAGGGCAUUCUGGGAGAGAUUUACAACAUCGGGAGCAGCUUUGAGAUUCCCAUCGUUCAGCUCGCCAGAGAACUAGUGAAGAUGAAAGUCGAGAACGUCUCAGAGGAAGCGCUGGAUGACUGGAUGGAGUUUGUUGAAGAUCGUCCGGUGACGGAGCUCCGCUAUCCCAUGAUAUCAGACAAACUGCACACACUCGGCUGGAGACAGAAAGUAACCUGGAAGGAGGGAAUCAGACGCACCAUACAGUGGUAUGAAGAGAAUCCAGACUACUGGCCGUUAAUCAGUGAGAAUCGAGACGAAUCGCCGGCGUGAUCAGACGUCACACGCAGUGCCUUAUCACGUCAGAUAAUGACGUUUAUUCAUUUAUUAACUGAUUUAUACAUUAUCUAUGCAAGAUUUUCCAGCAGCUCUUGAAUAAAGUGCCAGUCGGCGAAGACUAGUGAUGUCGAUGUGAUGAAGGAUUUUUAGAGAAUCUAGAGUCUAAACAUCAUCAUGAAAAUGCCACAGAAUUACAGAGGACCAAAAGAUGCUGAAAUAUUUCAGAGCUUGUUUAUAAUAGAAACAGUUUGUCUCAAACGUUUUCAUUAUUUGUGCUUCACCUGAUUAUGAAAACUUGAAUAAUCUUUAUUUGUAUGAUUACAUGUAUGACCAUUUUUAUGUUUUAAUAAAAGUUUACAA
Messenger RNA from Labeo rohita (rohu), 1581 nucleotides. Its product is annotated as dTDP-D-glucose 4,6-dehydratase-like. The transcript has 13 exons. The coding region runs from base 208 to 1215 and encodes 335 amino acids. NCBI's taxonomy places the organism in Eukaryota, Metazoa, Chordata, Actinopteri, Cypriniformes, Cyprinidae. The record is from RefSeq and is a predicted model, not a curated record. Gene Ontology annotation, biological process: nucleotide-sugar metabolic process. Gene Ontology annotation, molecular function: dTDP-glucose 4,6-dehydratase activity.